CUCCAUCCCUUCUUCCUCCCUCGGGGUCGACCCCGGGACUCUUCCGCCCGAGGCAGGAGAGCCCUCUCUGGCCAUGGAGCCCCGACGCCUCCUGACCGGCCUCCUGCUCCUGCUGCUCCGCUGCCCUCCGCCUCUCCGCGGCGCCCCAGGAGACCCAGUCGAUGUCUUGAAAGUCCUCCAGUUCCAGAAACAGCCCGAAGGCGUGCGCAAGACAGCUGGAUUCUGCCCCAAGCGGCGCGGUGGGUCUGGCCCGGAUGUGGCCUACCGGAUCUCCCGCCUGGCCCAGAUCAGCGCCCCCACACGCCAACUCUUCCCAGGCAAAUUCCCGGAGGAUUUCUCCAUCAUGGCGCUGGUGAAGCCCAAGGCAGGACUCCAGGCCUUCCUCCUCUCCAUCUACAACCAGCACGGCAUCCAGCAGUUGGGACUGGAGCUCGGACGCUCCCCCGUCUUCCUCUACGAGGACCAGAGCGGACGCCCGGCCCCCGAGGACUACCCCAUCUUCAAGGGGGUCAACCUGGCCGACGGCAAGUGGCACCGGGUGGCCCUCAGCGUCAGCAAGAAGCAAGUGACCCUGGUGCUGGACUGCAAGAAGAAGGCGACCCGGCCCCUGCCCCGGGGGAACCAGCCGGCCAUCGACACGCGUGGCAUCACUGUCUUUGGAACCCGCAUCCUGGAUGAAGAAGUCUUCGAGGGAGACAUCCAGCAGCUGCUCAUCUCCUCCAGCCCCCAGGCGGCCUAUGACUACUGCGAGCACUACAGUCCCGAGUGCGAGGGGGCGACGACCCACAAGCCCCAAGCCCAGGAGGCCCAGCAGAGACCCACCAGGCCGCAGAAACCAACCAAGGCCAAGACCCCCACUGCUAAACCCAAACCCAAACCCAAACAGCCCCAGAAGCGCCAACUGAUGGGCACGGCGCCCAGCUAUGCCAAGACCAGCGCCAAAAAUGGGAAAUCUCCCGGCAAUGGCAAGUCCACCUCGGCCAAUGGGAAGUCCUACAAUGGCGGCGGCAACAGUGCCAAAGCGGCAUCCAAAUCCUCCGUCACGAAAAACUCUCUGGGCCGAUCUGGGGCCCAUGCGCAAGCUGGCGUUGGCGCAUCUCGGCUGCGUGGGAACAGCUACCAGCAGGACGUGGGUCUGCCCCCGACAGAGGAACCCUGGGGGUCCCCACACGAAUACCCCGACUACACUCUCCCUCCGGAUGCGGACGCCACUUACUGGGAAGAGACCUCCCCAAGGGAAGGGUCACCCCCGGACCCUUCAGUCCCACAGGGAGAGGAGGAAGCGCCCGGCCCACGCCCCACGGCAGCAGCAGCGGAGGAGGAAGUGGUCUUUGCAGAAGAGGAGGGGCUCGGCGUGGGCCUGGAGUACGAAUACACCUAUAGGACCUAUGGCGAGGGGGAGGAGCCGUCGGAGCUGGGCCCUGUGCGUCCAGCCGAGACCCCUCACAGCGGAGGCGUCAUCCACGGACCCAGAGGUCUGAAAGGAGAGAAAGGGGAGCCGGCCGUCUUCGAACCGGGCAUGUUGGUGGAGGGAGCCCCUGGACCAGAAGGACCCCCGGGCAUGAGUGGCCCACGAGGUACACAGGGACCCCCCGGACCCCCCGGCGACUCUGGAGAGAGGGGUCCUCCAGGGCGACCUGGUCUUCCUGGAUCAGACGGCAGACCCGGACCUCCCGGCACUUCCAUGAUGCUCCCGUUCCGUUUCGGGAGCAGCGGAGGCGGCAAGGGGCCCGUGGUGGCCGCCCAAGAAGCCCAAGCCCAAGCCUUCCUGCAGCAAGCCCGCAUGGCCUUGCGCGGCCCCCCAGGACCCAUGGGAUACACCGGCCGGCCGGGCAUCUUGGGUCAACCUGGCAGCCCUGGCGUGAAGGGGGAAGCAGGAGACUUUGGCUUCCAGGGGCCGCGGGGACCCAAUGGCUUGACCGGACCCCCAGGGAAGCCUGGACGUCGGGGCCGUGCCGGCGCAGAUGGCGCCCGGGGGAUGCCAGGGGAGUCUGGUGCCAAGGGCGAACGAGGGUUCGACGGACUUCCAGGCCUCCCAGGGGAGAAAGGACACAGGGGAGACUCCGGAUCGCAAGGGAUCCAUGGCCCUCCGGGAGAAGACGGCGAGAGGGGAGAUGAUGGAGAAGUCGGACCAAGGGGCCUUCCAGGAGAACCGGGACCCAGAGGUUUGCUGGGCCCGAAAGGCCCCCCAGGCAUCCCAGGACCCCCGGGCGUCCGAGGCAUGGAUGGACCCCAUGGACCCAAGGGCAACCUGGGUCCGCAAGGGGAGCCAGGACCCCCCGGCCAGCAGGGGACACCAGGGACGCAGGGUCUGUCCGGACCCCAAGGCGCCAUGGGACCCCCUGGAGAGAAGGGUCCACAAGGGAAACCGGGUCUCCCUGGCAUGCCUGGCUCUGAUGGACCUCCGGGCCACCCUGGGAAAGAAGGCCACCCGGGCACCAAAGGCAACCAGGGCCCAUCCGGUCCUCAAGGUCCGAUUGGCUACCCAGGUCCCCGCGGUGCCAAGGGAAUGGAUGGUAUCCGCGGCUUGAAGGGACACAAGGGUGAGAAGGGAGAGGAAGGUUUCUCCGGCCAGAAGGGCGACUUUGGCGUGAAAGGGGACCGGGGUGAAGUUGGCGUCCCGGGGUCCCGAGGCGAGGAUGGUCCAGAGGGGCCCAAGGGCCGGACGGGGCCCCCAGGCGAUCCAGGGCCCCUGGGCCUUGUAGGAGAGAAGGGCAAGCUGGGGGUGCCGGGUCUGCCUGGAUAUCCAGGGCGGCAGGGCCCCAAGGGCUUGCAGGGAUUCCCAGGUUUUCCUGGAACAAAUGGCGAGAAGGGGGGCAGGGGCAUUUCCGGGAAGUUGGGGCCCCGAGGCGAGCGAGGACCCACGGGCCCCAGAGGCCAGCGAGGGCCACGCGGAGCCACAGGGAAGUCUGGAGCAAAGGGGACCUCUGGGAGCGAAGGACCGGCCGGACCCCCAGGAGAACGGGGUCUACCUGGAUCCCAAGGACCGAACGGUUUCCCCGGACCCAAAGGACCCCCGGGUCCCUCCGGGAAAGACGGCAUCCCCGGACACCCCGGGCAGCGAGGAGAAGUGGGUUUCCAAGGCAAGACGGGACCCCCAGGAGGCCCAGGCGUGGUGGGACCCCCGGGUCCGGCAGGAGAAACGGGGCAGAUGGGCGAGAGGGGCCACGCGGGACCCCCGGGACCCCCAGGGGAGCAAGGCCUACCGGGCCCAGCCGGAAAAGAAGGGACGAAGGGUGACCCUGGGCUUCCUGGAGGCCCCGGGAAGGACGGCCCGGCCGGACUGCGAGGUUUCCCCGGAGAACGAGGCCUCCCCGGCACGCCGGGGGGUCCAGGACUGAAAGGCAAUGAAGGGCCACCCGGACCCCCAGGACCCGCUGGAUCUCCAGGAGAGAGAGGGGGCCCUGGCUCAGGAGGUCCUGUUGGGGCCCCAGGACGGCCAGGACCCCAAGGACCCCCCGGGUCGGCCGGGGAGAAGGGGGUGCCGGGCGAAAAGGGUCCCAUGGGUCCCGCUGGCCGCGAUGGCGUCCAAGGCCCUGUCGGCCUGCCUGGCCCUGCUGGACCCCCAGGAGGCCCCGGAGAAGACGGCGACAAGGGUGAAAUCGGGGACCCAGGACAGAAGGGCCCCAAAGGCGGCAAAGGGGAACAUGGUCCUCCCGGGCCACCAGGCCCCCUUGGAUCCCUCGGUCAACCUGGAGCUGCUGGUGCCGAUGGAGAGCCCGGAGCGAGGGGACCCCAGGGACACUUUGGGGCGAAAGGGGACGAGGGGACGCGGGGAUUCAAUGGCUCCCCAGGACCCAUUGGCCUGCAGGGGAUGCCCGGACCAGCUGGGGAGAAGGGGGAAACCGGAGACGUGGGGCCCUUGGGACCGCCAGGACCCCCUGGACCGCGAGGCCCAGCUGGACCCUCCGGAGCAAAUGGUCCGCAAGGACCCCCCGGAGGCGUCGGGAACCUCGGACCUCCAGGACAGAAGGGUGAACCUGGAGAACCAGGGGGACCUGGAGUCACCGGAGAGCCAGGUGGCAAGGGACCCCGAGGUGAACGAGGAGAGAAAGGGGAACCCGGAGCCGCCGGAGUCGCUGGCCCCCCCGGCGGGAAAGGACCCCCCGGAGAUGACGGACCCAAGGGAAACCCUGGUCCGGUCGGUUUUCCUGGAGACCCAGGGCCCCCCGGCGGAAUUGGGCCGCGGGGCCAAGAUGGAGCCAAAGGUGACCGGGGAGAAGAUGGGGAGCCAGGAAAGCCGGGCUCUCCAGGUCCAACGGGUGAAAAUGGACCCCCUGGACCCCCAGGCAAAAGGGGCCCAGCUGGAACCCCAGGCCCCGAAGGACGGCAAGGAGGGAAAGGCAAAAAGGGGGAACCGGGCUCUCUGGGACCCCCAGGCAGGACGGGGUCCGUAGGGCCACAGGGACCCCCGGGGAAGCCGGGGACAGAUGGACUGAGGGGUCUCCCUGGAUCCGUGGGCGCUCAAGGCAAACCGGGGCCCACGGGUCAAGCUGGACCCCCUGGACCGACGGGACCCCCUGGAUUGCCAGGACUGCGAGGCGACUCUGGACCCAAAGGAGAGAAGGGCCACCCGGGUCUCAUUGGCUUGAUCGGACCCCCGGGGGAACAAGGGGACAAGGGGGACCGCGGCCUUCCCGGACCCCAAGGAACCAAAGGGCCGAAAGGAGAAACGGGCAUCCCUGGUCCCUCUGGCCCCCUUGGCCCCGCCGGCCCCCCCGGACUUCCGGGUCCCCCCGGCCCCCAAGGUGCCAAAGGAGCCACGGGUCAAGCAGGGCCUAAAGGUCAGCGUGGGGUUACUGGUCCCCCCGGACUCCCAGGCCCACCAGGCGAAGUCAUUCAGCCGCUGCCCAUCCAGAGGCCCAAGAAGAACAAGCGCUCGGUGGAUGGCAGCCAGAUUGUUCCAGAAAUGGAGGAAGAGGAGGAGGAGAAGAUGGCGUCGGACGCUGCUGGGCCCGCACCCUCGCAGGGCAUGGAGGAGAUCUACGGGUCCCUCAAUUCCCUCCGACAGGAGGUGGAGCACAUGCGCAAGCCACUGGGCACCCGGGAGAGUCCCGCCCGCACCUGCCAGGACCUCUGGCUCAGCCGCCCGGAGACCCCCGACGGCGACUACUGGGUGGACCCCAACCAGGGCUGCUCCCGGGAUUCCUUCAAGGUCUUCUGCAACUUCACCGCCGGAGGAGAGACCUGCGUCUUCCCCAGCCAGGAGACCCGAGAGGUGCCAAUGUCCGCGUGGGAGAAGGAAACCCCCCAAAGCUGGUUCAGUCAGUUCCAGACAGGAAGCAGGUUCUCUUACACGGACGCAGACGGAAACCCGCUGGGCGUCGUCCAGCUGACCUUCCUCCGCCUGCUGAGCGUCGCAGCCCGGCAAAACUUCACCUACCACUGCCAGCGUUCGGCCGCCUGGCACAGCCGGGAGACCCCUAACACCGCUCCCUCGACCACAGUGGGGGGCUACCAGCACGCCCUGCGCUUCCUGGGGGCCAACGAGGAGGACAUGAGCUACGACAACAGCCCCUACGUCAAGGCCUCCGUGGACGGCUGUGCGGUGCGGAAAGGGUCCGGCAAGACCGUGGUGGAGGUCAACACGCCCCUCGUGGCGCAGCUGCCCCUGCUGGACGUUCGCGUGAUGGACUUUGGGGAGCCUGACCAGAAAUUUGGGUUCGAGGUGGGACCGGUCUGUUUCCUCGGCUAGGACAGUGACCCCCUGGACCCACCACCCACCCUUGCCACCUCUUUUGCCCUCCCUCGGUCUCCAGUGGACAGACCACCUUCCAUCGACUGAAUGGGAAUCAUCCAAAGCCACAGACGUGCAUCCUCUCGAACCCACCACCAGCCAGAGUGAUAGCACAGAGACCGAGGGACAUGCCACCAUCACCACCGGGCAGAUUGUGGGGACAGCUGGCAGACCAAAGAGACUUGGACAUUGGAAACGGUUCAAUAUUUUAUUGUGCGUGUGUUUCGGUCAUCCCAAAUAUUCCUCCCGCCCCCCCCUCCUCCUCUUGCAGUGGAUGCUGGGACUGGCACACACAUAGCCUUCUAUUAGUCCUGGCACCUGCUGUGCAUGAGGAGAAAAACCACAGGGGCUUAGCCCUCCCACCCUUAAAAGACCCCCCCACGCAACACCCCCAGAGUCUCCUAGCUAUCCUUUCCGACAUGCAGCCCUAGGCCUGGGCCGUAAUUCCUGUCAAUCCAGAGGGUGACCGAAUGCCCCCUCUUUGGCUCUGGGCAGUGUCUGGAUUUGACUUCUGCAACCUUGCAAGGAGGAUGCAAAGCAGCCCUUUCCCCCCAUUAACUGCUCCCAUUUGCCCCCUAGCAAUUGCAGAAACGAGUCCCUGGGGGGUCUGUUUAGGCCUCUUUCCAAAUGAGCCCCCAUAUGCUUACUGUAAUUCCUGGUGCCCCAUAAAUGUCCUGCAAACAUCCCACUUGCCGUAAUCCCUGGUAUACAGUAGUCCUCCCGCUUGCCGUAAUUCCCGCUGCACCUGACUUGUCACAAUCUGGAGGGUGACCAAAUGCCUCCUUUUUGGUUUGGGGCGGCUUCUGAAUUUACCUUCCGCUGGUGCAACCCUGAAAGAGGGAGCAAAGGCAACCCCUUCCCCCCAUUAACCGGUUCCAUUUGCCGUCCAGCGAUUGCAGAGAGGAGCUCACUGGAGUCAGUUCAGCCCCUUCCUGAAGGAGCCCUUGGUUGCUUGCCAUCCCAAAAGGGCGCCCUUGACACUGGCGUGGGUGAACUUGGGGCAUAGGGAUUCCCUACCUCAGAGACAGAGGCCAGGACAAUCUGGAUUUCUAGGGGACCCCCGCUGGCAUCUCUUUGGGGCCCCCCACUUUUUCUCCAAGGGUCUGGCGGUAGCUAAAACUCUUCUUGAAAUUCCCACCGAUUUCAGAAGGCGGCUCUCUGCCCCAGUGAAACCAGUGGGCUUUUGUCAAGUGCUUGCAAAGUUGGAAUGAUAGCCCCCCAAAAUUCAAGAAGCCCCUCUCCCCAAGACCUUCCCCGCCUCUCAGCCUUUGAAGCACAAAAAAGGGGAUCCGUUUCAGUCUCUAUUGAAAAAGUGCCUUUGGCCCUAAGAGGGCCGUCCCCCGGAAGAGAAAAGGAGACUGUGUAUUUUAUUUUGUUUUUAUAAAAAAGAAGAAGAAAUUAAAUUAAUUCUAUUAUUUAAAGGAGUGGAUAUUAAAGAGAGAGAAAGAGAAAGACUAUUUGUUUUGUCUCCUGCUGCACAUUUUUGUGUUUUUAUGGGGAAACAUAGAGAGGAAAAAAGAGCCUCGCACCCACUUUCUGGUGCAUUUUUCAAAAAUUGAUCUUUUCUCUGGGUCACCUGCAAAAAGUCAAAGAUUUUUUCCCUCCAAAAAUAAGGGGGUUGUCCAAAUCCUUGUGCUUUUUUGUUUUCUAAAAAGCCCCCGGCCCCCCCUGGUCCUGGUGCUUGACGCAGGUGACCCUUCCGCCGUGUCACGUUUUGUAAGUAAAAAUGUGGAAAUUGUAUUGUGUAAUAGAAAAAAAAUCUAUACUUUUG
Molecule: messenger RNA, 7508 nt
Organism: Sceloporus undulatus (fence lizard)
Lineage: Eukaryota; Metazoa; Chordata; Lepidosauria; Squamata; Phrynosomatidae
Gene: COL11A2
Product: collagen type XI alpha 2 chain
Exons: 67
Coding region: 74-5695 (1873 amino acids)
Molecular function (GO): extracellular matrix structural constituent
Source: RefSeq, a predicted model, not a curated record